Molecule: messenger RNA, 1225 nt
Organism: Quercus robur (English oak)
Lineage: Eukaryota; Viridiplantae; Streptophyta; Magnoliopsida; Fagales; Fagaceae
Exons: 2
Coding region: 208-954 (248 amino acids)
Biological process (GO): protein ubiquitination
Cellular component (GO): cytoplasm
Molecular function (GO): ubiquitin protein ligase activity
Source: RefSeq, a predicted model, not a curated record
UAAUCCAUCCCGCCCCCACACCCACCGUCACCGUCACUAUCACCACACAAUGUAGUACUAAAACUGAAAAAUACUCCUUACUAUUGUCAAUUUACUUUAUGAAAAAUAUUAGGUAGAAAAUAGUAGAGAGAAAGAGAGAGAAUAUCCUCUCUUCCUGAGUCGUGAGGUUGAGGCCAGCACCAGCCUCAGCACCUAGCACCUAGCAGCAUGAACAGCACCAGAUGCGCCACCGACACCAGAAUGGCUGCUGGGCUUCCUGAGAGCGAAGAAGAAGAAGAGAUGCAAAGGCAAACAUACACAUACUGGUGCCAUGAAUGUGACAUGAGCGUUAAUUUGAUCUCUCUUUCUCUUUCCCAUUCCCAAUGUCCUCACUGCAACAGUAGCGAUUUCCUCGAGCUCAUGGAUUCCACCAUAGCUACAACAACUACCCAACAACAAGACUCUUACUUUCUUGACAACCCCACCCUCCUCCACCGCCUUUUCCUCCUCCACCACAACGAAGAAGACAACAUCAACAACAACAACCACGUUGACUCCUCUUCUCUCUCCACCAUCACCAUCUCCUCAUCCAUGCUGGACUCGGACCCAGUCCUUCUCUGUGCCAUUUGCAAGGACGACCUUCUCCUCCACUCUCAAGCCAAGCAGCUCCCUUGCUCCCAUCUCUACCAUUCUCAAUGCAUUCUCCCCUGGCUCUCUUCCCACAACUCCUGCCCUCUCUGCCGCUUCCAACUCCCCACUACCACCACCGCCGCCGCCGCCGCCACUACCGGGACACUCUCCUUUCUUGAUUUCCUCCAUGAUGAGGUGGAGCAGGAACAGGAUUGGCUUGGCUUUACCAACACUCUCAGGCACAUUGCCCGCAGACAAACCAUGGUUGCUGCUGCUGCUGCUUCUGGUGAUCAACAUUUGGGCCUUAAUGACAAUGACCACAAUGCUCAUAUCAUUCUACCUUAAUUUCCUGGUAAUGUAUAUAAUUUGUUAUUAGGAGAAUCUGAAUUCAGUCAUUGAAGAGCUUCUGAUGAAGUGUAAAUCUGCAACGGAUAAUUGUACUUUUUUCCUGUUCCAUUUUUGCUAGGUAUAGUGCACCGCCCAAUAAGAUGAUAACCUGGUUUUAUGUGUGACUAUUGUGCAAUACCUCUCUCUCUCUCUCUCUGUCUCACUGAAUUGAAUAUUAUGUAAACCAAACUCUCCUUCGAUUUCAAUAAAACAGAAGGUUAAGUUGCUA